Messenger RNA from Onychomys torridus (southern grasshopper mouse), 600 nucleotides. It is a transcript of the gene C5H4orf51, whose product is annotated as chromosome 5 C4orf51 homolog. The record is from RefSeq and is a predicted model, not a curated record. The transcript has 6 exons. Bases 1 to 600 code for a protein of 199 amino acids. Lineage: Eukaryota; Metazoa; Chordata; Mammalia; Rodentia; Cricetidae.
AUGUCCCACUUCUUCUACUUGGCUCCAGAAAUCCUGCUCCCUUUUAGCCCCCUCACUUCUAACGAGUUCGAGCUGAUCAGACGCAAGGCCCGGGAACUGUGGCAGGAAGAGACGCGGUGGAGCACUUCUUCCGUGACAACCUACUCUGGCAGUUACCGGCAGAAGCAACUGGAUGAAGCCACCCGCAACCGACUGGCCCAAAGACCAGGCCAGAAGCAGUUCGAGUACAAACGGACACUGUUGCUCGGCACCUCUGCCUAUAGCAAUCUACCCGGCCAGGCUGGUUCCCAAGAGGCGGCAGACAGCAAAGGAGGACUCUCUGAUGGAGUAAGACCCUCUGGGCACACUCCGCUCAACGUCAAGCACAAAGUGGCACACCAGAUUUGGGGGUAUGAAGCUCCUUAUUUAACAUUUCCAGAUUACAGAAUUUUACGUAAGUCCCCCUGUUCCAAACCCAAGAAGCCAGGCUUUGAUCUCCUCAUGAAUUACAGGACUAGAGGGGAAAAGCUCCUGAAGCAUCUUGGGAGACAAUGGGAUUAUGAAAGCAAGUUUGGCUCCUCGGAGGACUCAGAGGGGGAUCGAAACUCCUCGGAUUACUGA